This is a messenger RNA of Sycon ciliatum, 1080 nucleotides long. RefSeq lists its product as uncharacterized. The record is from RefSeq and is a predicted model, not a curated record. The transcript has 6 exons. Lineage: Eukaryota; Metazoa; Porifera; Calcarea; Leucosolenida; Sycettidae. Bases 151 to 1065 code for a protein of 304 amino acids.
GCCACGAGAGAGACAAAAGCAACAGCCACACAGAAGCCGUCCAGAUAUCAGUUCAUUGCAGUUUGCAGUUCGCAGUUUUAGUCCGAGAAAGACGCUUUCACCUGGCAAAGAGUACCUAGCGAGUGGAUUGGAGCACGCUGAGCCAGCAAGAUGGCGACCAUUGCCAGCCUACUGUUGGUUGCGUUAGUUGCCGUGGCGAGUGGAAGGUCACCAGCGAUUGAUGUUGUUCAGCCAUCGGAGAACGUUACCUCAGAUUGCUAUGAACGAGCUCAGCCCCACCUUCACAUGAUGCAUCUGUCACUACACGCGCACAGACAUCGCGUGCACGAUCAGUGCCGUCGCUCGCAGCAGGAGCACAACGAGUUCUACGCGGCGCAGAAGGAGCGUCUGCGUCAGACCAUCGAGGACUGUGAGCGCAGUGCUCACAACCUGGCGGCGGAGACGCCAACGGCUGCGGCAGAGCUCGAGGCCUCGUGCCACGAGGCGGAGGCCAAGAUGCGUCAGAGUCUGGGUGACCACGUGUCCGGUGCUGCCGACCUUCAUGAGCAGUGUGCUCGACGACUGCGUCAGGUACACAAGAGAGUGCAGUCGGCCGGACAGAGUCUGUUCCACGUCCUGGCUGGAUGUGCUCCGGAGCACGCUUGCAUCGUCCUCAGACUGUCGAAGGCCAAGAUGCAGCGGGUUUCCAGCUCUGUCCAGGGACUGGCCAACCUUGACGUUGGCGCCACGUGCGCUUUGCCCAGUGAGCGGCUGGGGCACAAGGUGCGUCGCAUGUGCGAGCGAUUCAGCACACAACAAGCCAUCGUCAACGAAGCCAGCUCCAAUGUUUAUGAUGAACUUCACGAGACAUUGGCCAGCCAUUGUGCUGGUUCAAGAGCUCAGGACCGUGACGUGGUCACUGGCGAACACAGCAUUGUGACUGAGCAGGUGACGGUGUUCAAGGAGGACCCAACCACUGAGUAUGUAAGUAACACAUCGUGCCACCGAGGGUCAGCGACAAGUGCUCGAUCUGCGAAGCAGCGCGGAACACGGUCACUGGUGAUAAACAUGACGCCAGUCUGGUGAGGCGCUGCUGCGAUC